Messenger RNA from Branchiostoma belcheri (Belcher's lancelet), 1103 nucleotides. RefSeq names its product NADH dehydrogenase [ubiquinone] iron-sulfur protein 3, mitochondrial-like. The transcript is spliced from 7 exons. Bases 27 to 842 code for a protein of 271 amino acids. Gene Ontology annotation, molecular function: NADH dehydrogenase (ubiquinone) activity. Lineage: Eukaryota; Metazoa; Chordata; Leptocardii; Amphioxiformes; Branchiostomatidae. The record is from RefSeq and is a predicted model, not a curated record.
CUUCUUGUUCUUCAGUGCUAACCAAAAUGGCGGCGAGUUUGGGAAGGUUACUGCACUCCUCGGGAAAUUUGCUACGGAACGGGGCUCGUCUUAAGUGCCAGCCUCUCCACACUGCUGCGAGAGCUCUUUGUUCCAACACUUCAGGUGGACUGACUACCAUACGGCCCAAAGAUGAAGUGAUGAAGAACCAGCUGACAGUGUUUGGGGAGUACGUGGCCGAAUGUCUACCCAAGUAUGUGCAGACGGUCCAGGUUACCGCCCAAAAUGAACUUGAGGUGUUGAUUGCCCCAGAGGGAGUUGUUCCUGUCCUGUCCUUCCUGAAGGACCACCACAACGCCCAGUUUGGGUCUCUGGCUGAUAUCGCAUGUGUGGACAUCCCCACCAAGCCUUACAGAUUUGAGCUGGUGUACAUUCUGAUGUCCCUCACCUACAACUCCCGCAUCAGGGUCAGGACCUACACAGACGAGAUUACCCCCGUCGAGUCCUGCUACUCUGUCUUCAAGGCAGCCGACUGGUACGAGAGAGAGGCAUGGGACAUGUACGGGGUGUACUUCUCCAACCAUCCCGAUCUGCGGCGGAUUCUAACAGACUACGGCUUCGAGGGUCAUCCAUUCAGAAAGGACUUUCCACUCAGUGGCUAUGUAGAGAUAAGAUACGACAACGAACUGAAGCGGAUUGUCCAGGAGCCGGUGGAGCUGGCGCAGGAGUUCCGCAAGUUUGACAUCUCCAGCACCUGGGAGACCUUCCCAGCACACAGGCAGGGCUCUAAACCACUCAUGGACACCCAGGGCAGGGGCCACGAGGCACCGCCAGAAGAGACACCAGCAGAGGAGAAGAAAUAAGGAAAACUUUGUGCGCUUACUUUCAACGCAAUUAUAGUGUGAGCAAAAUGUUCUAAUACCAACUCUCUGAUGUAAGUGUGGAUACUUAAACAAAGAUUCAACCUUGAGAAAAUGUGGUGAUGAAUUGUCAGGUCUAAAUAUCCUGUAAUUGCAAAAGGAACUACAUAUGCAAGCUUUUGCUUUUGACCAAGUAGUGGCCACAUACCCUUGUAUUAUCACACUUAGAAGACAUGUAAAUAAAGGUGCCCAGAGAGACUUGGA